AUGUCCGACUACGAGGACGAUAUGGACGUCGAUGGCCCUGCGCCAUCUGCCGACAUCACCUUUUCGGCUGAGGCGGCCAAGGGCAAGAGGAGUGCUGCCAAUCUACCAGUUGAAGCCGAGGACAGCUUACCAUGGGUUGAAAAGUACCGACCAGUAACGCUCGAGGAUGUCUCCGGUCACCAAGACAUCCUGGCCACCAUCAACAAGUUUGUCGAACAGAACCGCCUCCCUCACCUGCUUCUCUACGGCCCGCCCGGCACGGGCAAAACAUCGACUAUCCUGGCCCUCGCGCGGCGGAUCUACGGCGUCUCCAACAUGCGGCAGAUGGUGCUGGAACUGAACGCUUCAGACGACAGAGGCAUCGACGUGGUACGAGAGCAGAUCAAGACGUUUGCCAGCACCAAGCAGAUCUUUUCCAUGGGUGGCGGCGCGUCAAAGUCAAAUUCCAUUGCUGGCUUCAAACUCAUCAUUCUAGAUGAGGCGGAUGCCAUGACCAAUACCGCACAGAUGGCUCUACGAAGAAUCAUGGAAAAGUACACGGCCAACACACGGUUCUGCAUCAUUGCCAACUACGCACACAAGCUGAGCCCCGCGCUGCUGUCUCGCUGUACGAGAUUCCGAUUCAGUCCGUUGAAGGAAGGGGAUAUCAGGGUGUUGGUGGAGAAGGUGGUGGAGGAGGAGAAUGUCAAGAUUCAGGGCGAGGCUGUGGAUGCGCUGGUGAAGCUGAGCAAGGGCGACAUGCGACGGGCACUGAACGUGCUUCAAGCGUGCCAUGCAUCAAGCACGCCCUUGAGGUUAAAGAACGAGCCCAAGCCGCCGGAGAGCGAGAUCAAGCGCGAGACGAUUACGACGGAGACGAUUUACAACUGCAUUGCGGCGCCGCAGCCCGAGGCCGUCAAGGAGAUUGUCGAGACGCUGCUGAGCACGCCGGACGUGACGAGCUGCCUCAACACCAUCAACGCGCUGAAGACGACGCAGGGGCUGGCGCUGGCCGACAUCAUCACGGCGGUGAUGGAGCAGCUGACGAAGCUGGAGGUGAAUGCAGAGGUCAUGAUCACCUGGCUGGCAGGGCUGGCGGAGAUUGAGCACCGCGUUGCUGGAGGGGCCAGCGAGAUGGUGCAGACGGGAGCGGUGGUGGGCGUUGUGCGAGGAGGGGUGGAGCUGAUGAGCAAGUGAAUGUGAAUACCAAUGAUUGCAUGAUCAAGGGCUCAGUCAUGUUGCUGUAAUGGC
Molecule: messenger RNA, 1230 nt
Organism: Trichoderma atroviride IMI 206040
Lineage: Eukaryota; Fungi; Ascomycota; Sordariomycetes; Hypocreales; Hypocreaceae
Biological process (GO): DNA repair; DNA-templated DNA replication
Cellular component (GO): Ctf18 RFC-like complex; Rad17 RFC-like complex; Elg1 RFC-like complex
Molecular function (GO): ATP binding; DNA clamp loader activity; DNA binding
Source: RefSeq, a predicted model, not a curated record